This is a messenger RNA of Strongylus vulgaris, 402 nucleotides long. The record is from the annotation of a GenBank genome assembly. Lineage: Eukaryota; Metazoa; Nematoda; Chromadorea; Rhabditida; Strongylidae.
AUGGUUCAAGCAGAUGAAAAUUCUAAAGAAGAUGUCCAGGCAAUGCUGCGUAAAUAUGAGAUGCAUCGCCGAGCCUUGCUUAAACAUGUCCUCGCUCCUUCAUCGGCUCAACAAGAGGAGGAAAUGUUGGCGAAAAGACGAAGACAGGAAGAAGAGAAGAAAACCGAAGAAUCUAAGAAAACACUCUUAGAAAAACAUGCAGAGUUGAAGGAACAUGACGCGACUGUUGAAAUUGCUCAAGGAGUGCAGUAUACUGAAUCAUUCAAGACAUCUUGGCGACCACCAUCUCAUAUACGAAAUCAAACUGAGGAGGAUUUCGACGCAUUCAGAAAAAGAAGAGGAAUCACAGUGGAUGGAUUGGAAUGUCCUCCACCUAUAGGAAGUUUCUUGGUUCGUUUCUAG